Messenger RNA from Monopterus albus (swamp eel), 1734 nucleotides. RefSeq names its product homeodomain-interacting protein kinase 2-like. The coding region runs from base 615 to 1628 and encodes 337 amino acids. Gene Ontology annotation, biological process: intrinsic apoptotic signaling pathway in response to DNA damage by p53 class mediator; peptidyl-threonine phosphorylation; peptidyl-serine phosphorylation. The record is from RefSeq and is a predicted model, not a curated record. The transcript has 3 exons. Lineage: Eukaryota; Metazoa; Chordata; Actinopteri; Synbranchiformes; Synbranchidae. Gene Ontology annotation, cellular component: PML body; cytoplasm; nucleus. Gene Ontology annotation, molecular function: transcription corepressor activity; ATP binding; protein tyrosine kinase activity.
AGUAGGCAUUGGGGCACGCCAGAGGAAGACUAAUUCCUCGUGUGAAAUAAAGCUGUUGAAACGUGUCCUCUGCAUAUUCUCUAUCCCAGCACUAAACCAUCAGUGGCUCUCACUAAAUCGCUGUGGCUCACUGUGGUCAGACCAGGAUGGAGGAACAAGAAAACAUCUGGAUGUUUGGGUGACAUUUGAUUAACUUGCAGGUUUACCAAAUAGUCAAAGGAGAAACGCUCACAUCCAGUUCCUCCACCUACCGGGUGAGAUCUUUCCUGGGACAGGGCACCUUUGGCACUGUUGUCAGGUGCACGAGGAUGAGCGACAUGAAGACAGUGGCCAUCAAAAUGAUAAAAAAUCAGGGCUUUUAUGCUGAGGAUGCAAAAGAAGAAGUGGCUAUCCUGUUGAAAUUGAAAUCGCUGGACUCAGACAAAUGUAACUUGGUUCGCUGGUACCAAGUUUUCCCUGACAGAGGCCACAUUUGUCUGGAGUUUGAGCACCUGGACAAAAGUCUUUAAGACUUUAUGAAGGAAAGAUAUUUCUGACCUCUCCUUCUUAAGGAGAUCAGACCCAUUGUCCAGCAGAUCACCAAUGCACUCAGUCACUUGAAGGCUGUUGGAAUAAUGCACGCAGACCUCAAGAUGGAAAAUGUGAUGUUCGUCAACCAUCAACAGGAGCCAUACAAAGUCAAAGUGAUUGACUUAGGCCUGGCCUGUCACAUGUCAGCUGCCAAGACAGGCUCAUAUAUUCAGACCUGUCCAUACAGGUCUCCAGAGGUUAUUUUGGGGCUUCCACUCACAGGGGCCCUAGAUAUGUGUUCUCUGGGGUGCAUGGCUGCAUUUUUGUACCUCAGCACUCUGCUCUACCCUGGGAUGUAUGGAUAUGAUAUGAUGAGGUACAUAGUGGACAUUCAGGGUAAGCCACCGGACCUGCUCAACCUUGGAUGUAAAACAAACAUUUUUUUUGAGAGAGACUGCAUCACCAGCUCAUGGAAACUAAAGACACCAGAACGGGUCCGCCAUGAGACGAGGAUCCAGCCGAUGGAGACCAGGAGGUUGAAGCUGAGGUUUCUGGAUGCCGUUCUGCGUCACAAGAGAAUAACUCAUGAGGAUUAUGCAGACUCAGCUGCCAAAAUGAACGAUGUCCUGCUGUUUGUGGACAUGCUCAAGACAAUGCUGGAGCUUGAUGCAGAAAAUUUUCAUCCAUCCAAAAAGGUCAAGCGCAGGUGCUAUGCAAGUCCAGCUAACGCCAGCAGCAGCCAGGAUCCUAUGGAUCUGAGCCACCCAGUCCCCCACCAGAGGGUCAUUGCUCACCCCUCCAAAAACAGUCAGACCCAAAAUUGGAUCAGGUCUGAUGUUAAGAAGGCUUCUGUUGAAGGUGUGAGGUGCAGGGAUGUAACCAUUGACCACUAUCGAAGGUUAUAUUAUGAAAGAAUGAGAGAUGGAAAAAGCUCUGCAGGUCCAUCCACAUCAGGCAGCAGCACCCAGACCCAGACUUGCACCUCACCACAGACAAGUCAGCUGGGACUGAAGAGAAAGGCAGCUGAUGGUGAAGAUGUGCAGCCUAGAAAAAGAUCCUCUGUACAAUUCACCUCUGUACAACAAUCAGCAUCAUUACAACAGAGCCUGUCACCAUAACAGGCUCUGUGUACCUGUACUUGUUCCUAGUAUCGCUUACUCCAGAGAGCUACGAGUCAGGGAUAUAAUGUUACAAUGUUUCAAUAAACACUUAAUUGAUCAUUAA